AUGGUACAGGAUGAUGGGAUCACUGACAUGAGUGUCAUACGAAGGCAUUACCUAAACAAUGAAUGUUUCACAACUAAAGAACUUUUAUGGGUAAAAGAGACUCCUAGGGAAUACCGAUCAAAGAAGGAUCGAAUACAAACCAUCUCGAUCCUUGCUAGGGAUUGGAAUAGGAACAGAGGAGAAUAUGCAUUUCUAAAGGAUAUCGUCACUUCAGAACAAUCACUAAAGGUUAAUAACAUGGUGAACAUUACUAUGAAUCACCUAGGACAUUUUUACUUGUGUGUUUCCGUUCCUCUAGACAUUAUCGAUAACCAAGAUGAU
Molecule: messenger RNA, 321 nt
Organism: Paraglomus brasilianum
Lineage: Eukaryota; Fungi; Glomeromycota; Glomeromycetes; Paraglomerales; Paraglomeraceae
Source: the annotation of a GenBank genome assembly